Molecule: messenger RNA, 817 nt
Organism: Fusarium vanettenii 77-13-4
Lineage: Eukaryota; Fungi; Ascomycota; Sordariomycetes; Hypocreales; Nectriaceae
Exons: 2
Coding region: 5-415 (136 amino acids)
Biological process (GO): mitochondrial respiratory chain complex IV assembly
Cellular component (GO): mitochondrion
Source: RefSeq, a predicted model, not a curated record
CAAGAUGCCCAGCUCGUGCAAAGAACUGCGCGAGGCCCUCGCCCAGUGUCUCCAGGAAUCAGACUGCGUCAUGGUCCAACGCAACAGCGCCGCCGACUGCCUCCGCGAACCCCUCGUCGACACCCUCCCCCUCAAGUGCCGUCAGCUCAAGAAGGGCUUUGGCGAGUGUAAACGCGGCAUGGUUGAUAUGCGCAAGCGGUUUCGUGGCAACAUGCCCGUCGCCUACCGUACAAUGGAGCAGGCCGAGGAGGGUAAGGGAUAUCAGCUGUACGCCGGACGUCCCGCCUUUGCGGGCGGUGUCAAGGAGACGGACGGUAACGAGCCUAUACCAAAGGAUUGGCGGGAGAUUGAGAAUGAAAAGUACAAGGCCGAGCAGGAGCAGCAGCGGCAACAACAACAGCAGCAGAAGAAGUAAAACAGGCGGAGAAACACGUUGACCCUGAUACUGAGCCGGCGGAGGGCAAUUGAGUGAGGAUUUCGAUGGUCAUGAUGAUCACAAAGGGAACUACCCUUUGCUGCUGGCCCGGAGAGCGGUGGCAUUGAGAGUUGGGGCUUGGAAACAGCCUCCUCAUACAAGGCCCGACCCGGCGUCUCCGGAGCAUCCGCACGCAGGCACAUAUUAAUCUGCGGCUCACCGUGAUGACGGACGGACGGACAACAAACCGUCCCUACUUCCCUCCCUCCUCCUCACAUGUUGUACAAUAUUUGUAUCUUGCAUCUCAGAUCGCUGAGAUUGUUCAUUAUCAUGUAGUCCGUAUCACACAUGACCCAAUCAAGGAGGUUGGAUCUGGCAACACAGUACAAAUUGCAAGACAAA